ACUCAAGGCAAAGAAGAAAUCUCAGAGCAGAGAUCAGCAGUGGCCUCUUGGGAUAUCUGUGACAGCAGAGACCCUCAGCAGAAAUGAACGCCAGCCCCCCUGCAGGAAGCGCCCUGGCCCCCGGCGGAGCAACCGGCCCCACCACACCCAAGAAGGGGCCACCCAAGUUCAAGCAGAGGCAGACUCGUACAUUCAAGAGCAAGGCCCCCAAACCAGGCCAGAAGGGCUUUGGUGACGACAUCCCCGGCAUGGAGGGUCUCGGCACAGACAUCACGGUGGUGUGCCCAUGGGAAGCCUUCGGCGACAUGGAGCUCAGCGACUUGGCCAAAUACGGCAUCAUCUAAACCUGCUGCCUCCUGCCUUCCCCACCUGCCUGCACCUCUCCUCUGCCUAAUCCUCUCCGCCCUGCCUUCUCUCCGUCCCGGCUCGGCACGCCGCGAUAAGGCUGCCGGCAAACCCCCUAACGCCCUCUCGUCUAUCUACCUCAUGCUUCUCUCCACUAAGUGGAUGUAAAGUAUAAUAAAGCUGCUUUUUAUAUUAUAUGAUACUGUUUAUAUAUUCUGAAUAUAUAUAUAUAUAUAUACUUGAAUGAGAAGACGAGAAAAAAACUCCACAUACCUUAUUCCCUUUCCCUUCAUCUAUUUAUCAUAGUCUUCUCCUCUCUUCUCCUCCCUCCUCUUUCAGACUCCCCCUCUCUCCUUCCCGCCACUCCUCACCCACGGCAACGGACGCAAGCAAAACACUAGUUAUUACUGGCUUGUAUUUGCUUAUAGCUGUCUAAAAAAUGUAAAUAUUUUGACAUUUUGACCUUGUCUCCCAUCCCACCUUUUGUACUUCCUCCCGCUGUUAUUUUGCGUUGGAUUUUUUACUUCACUGUAAACACCAAGGGGUGCAA
Molecule: messenger RNA, 895 nt
Organism: Plectropomus leopardus (leopard coralgrouper)
Lineage: Eukaryota; Metazoa; Chordata; Actinopteri; Perciformes; Serranidae
Gene: pde6hb
Product: phosphodiesterase 6H, cGMP-specific, cone, gamma, paralog b
Biological process (GO): positive regulation of G protein-coupled receptor signaling pathway; positive regulation of epidermal growth factor receptor signaling pathway; visual perception
Cellular component (GO): photoreceptor outer segment membrane
Molecular function (GO): 3',5'-cyclic-nucleotide phosphodiesterase activity; cGMP binding
Source: RefSeq, a predicted model, not a curated record